Phragmites australis (common reed) is the source of this 2526-nucleotide messenger RNA. RefSeq lists its product as uncharacterized. The transcript has 6 exons. The record is from RefSeq and is a predicted model, not a curated record. The coding region runs from base 370 to 2244 and encodes 624 amino acids. NCBI's taxonomy places the organism in Eukaryota, Viridiplantae, Streptophyta, Magnoliopsida, Poales, Poaceae.
CUCGCCGCCCCCCCCCCACCCCCACCUCCCACUGCUGCUAUUGGAAACUACUGUAAUUGCCUGCUCAGGCGAGGCCACCCUUCCUCCUCCUCCCUCCUCUCGGCUCCAAAAUUGAAAGGCCCAGAUCGAUGGAUGCUUCCUCCCCUCGCCUUCCCCCUCGCGAUUGAGCGCCGGCCGGACCCCAAGCGGUCGCUUCCCAAGGAGUCCCCAAUCCCGAUUCCCCCAACGCCCCCUCACCUCAUCCUGUUCCUGCGCCAUAGCGAUCCGCCCGGGCUGAUGCUUGAUUCUCCUUCCGCGCUCCUCGGGUUCUUUUAGGGGAACUUUGGGGGAAUUCCGGUGAGGUUCCUGUGGCCGCGCGGGGCUCUAGCCAUGGCGCCCGCCCCGGCUCCGGCCAUGGAUGUUGAGGACGGAGGUGGCGGUGGUGCCAAGAACCAGAACAACGUGUUGGUGGUCAAAUCCGAGAACGUCUCCACGGGGGGCUUCAAGGAUGGUGGUGCUCUUGUCGUCCCUGGCUCCAAGCCUGCUGGUGGCCAUCCGGUGGUGUCCCCUGAGUCUCUUAAAGACGAGGGAGGGGAUACCACAGAAUGCUCGAGUUCGUUUGGGGACACUUGCUCUGGGUUUGACGAUGAGGCGGACGGUGGUGAACCAGAAGUGAAUUCUCACAUUUCGGCCCCUGCUGAUGGUGGUCCGGCCUCGAGGCUACCUAGAAGGAAAAAGGUGACAGCUGAGUGGAGGAAUGCUGUUCGUCCAAUUCUGUGGAGAUGCCAGUGGUUAGAGUUGCGCAUGAAGGAUCUUUCAUCUCAAGUAUCAAAGUAUGAUAGGGAGCUUGCUCUAGUCAAGAAGGAAAAAGAACUGCAACAGGCAGUAAGCAAAAGAAAUGGUUCUAUGCCAGAACCGAUGCAGAUUUGCAAAGGCCAUGGAAACAGUAGCAUGAAGAGGAGAAAGAGGAAGAGACAUGAAGACACUUCAGACACCUCAUUGUACAUCAACAAGCACCAGAUAUUGUCAUACUAUUAUGACAAACAAAAUAAGGAAGCUGAAGCUGAUGACCUCUUAACUGAUGAUGAUUGUAGCAGUCCAGUUGAUGGUGGUAUCAGAGGUGGACUUGACACUGUUACAUUGCUUGAUGCCGAGGAAUAUGAUAUGAUUUUCGAGCAACUUACUUUAAGGGACAUUCUCUUGACAAUCGAUGGGGUCCAGUCUCAAGUUCAUUUGCUGCAAGAUCGUGUCAGCAAGGCUCAUUCUGAAGAAGAAAAGUUGGCAUUUCCUGAGAACAAUACUCAUGUCAGGUUGGCUCGGAAGAGGCAGAAUACUCAAAAGCGCUCAUUCUCUUACACAAAGUGUCGAUAUAGUAAACCACAGAAAAAGAAGAAUCUAAACAUUUUGCUGAAGGAUGAUGAUGGACCAGCUUUUGCAGCGAGACCUGCUUUGUCUGACAAGGAAACUGAUGGUCUUUUAAAAGAUGCAAGUGGGAAUGCUGAAGAAAAAAGUGGUGAGUGGAAUCACUCACUGGAUAAAGCCAUCACUGUGGACCUACUCUUGGGUGUUGACAGUUCCCUACCAAAUGGUCAUUUGGGGGAUUUGUGCAAAGAAAACACUGAUGAUAUCCUCAUAGACAAUCAAGCAGCCAAUGAAGGCUGUCAGCAGUUUGAGAAGGUCAAGCGUCUGCUUUCUGAAACUUCAUCCAAAGGCCAGAACACUUCUGCACCAGUGGAAACGAAGAGCACUUCUGCUCCAGUGAAAGUUGAUGGUACUUCUCCACCACUCAAUGUAGAGAGUACUUCUGCUCCAGUGGUGAAACAAGAAACAUUCCUAGAAAAAUCAACCAUGAUGAAGCCUGCCUGCCCUGGUAAGAAACAGGGGCAGAAAUCCAAGAACAAGAAGAAAGGCGGGGGUUCUGCAUGGUCGAUCAAGAAGCAGAGUAAAGAGGCCACCAAAAUACCUGUUGCAAAACAGAAAACUGAGAGCAUGUCCUCUGCCGCAGAGGAGAUGGAAUUCAUGACCCCUCUUUCUGCUUGGAAGAAGUGUAAAACUGGGAAGUCGUCCUUGGCAUCAAAGAAACAGAAAACUGGAAAGUCAUCCUCAGCAGCAAAUAAGUGGAAAACUGAAAACUCAUCCUCAGCUGCAAAGAAGCAGGAGGCUGAGAGCACCCCUUCCAAGCUGAAGAUUGAAAAGGCUGUGCUGGUGGCUGUAAAUAGCAGGAGGAGCCAAAGGGUCCGGAAGCCUAAAGUGUUUACUGAAUGAAGCGGAGCGGCCUCUCCAGGUCGUGAUGAUGUGUAUGUAUCAUCAGCAUAGGGAUUGUUGAUUUAUGUCUCUUCCCUUCUGUCUCGCCGCUCAAGUUUGUUGCCAUAUAGGAAUAAGUGAUUGAUCGUCAUGUAAGUUAGUGUACAUAUCAGCCUGCCUAGGUAAAGAAAGUCUGGAAUGGUUGGUUAGCCUUACCCUUUCCUUCUGGGGUACCAAACUAACAAUGUCAUGUCGUGUUACCUGUGUAUCAGAAAAGGAAAAAAAAGGAGAGAAAUUUAUGUA